AUGGCAUCCCGCCAGAGUGUCGUAGAGUCCGGCAAUGAUCCGUCACCUCGUCGAUUCUCAUACCCGCGCGAAAGCCCCCCAGAGCCGAGUGCAAAGCCAUACCGCGACCAUCCCACCCCUCAUCCUCAUAGAUUCAGUGACGGUGCCUCUUACUUCUCCCCAAAGGACCCCGAUCCUCGCAGUCGACGUGCAAGUGAACAUAUUCCUCCCAAGUCCAACGUUGGAGAGACUCUCAGCGUCCAAGACUCCCGCCCUGCCUUCCCUUCGUGGUCAUCCUCCUUCGAAUCGUCCAUCUUGCCGUCCGACCUCCGGCAAGAACGAACGUUGAGCUCGCUCGAGGCUGGACAGAAUAAACCGCGUCGCGGCGGCGGGGUUGUAGCGUCCUUGAUCCAGUACGGGCUGGCGCGAGCUACAGGAAAUGGCGAAUGUAAAUUUGACGGAGAAAAGCAGGACAACGCGCUUAGCCGAAGCACCUCCUACGCAUCGGCCGACGGAGAUCUGGAGAAAGCAUCCAGUGGACGUCCUGCCGCUAGGUCGAAGCAGAGCUACCGAGACAAGUGCCUACUGAGGCGAGGUCGCAGACAGGCCGAAAUUGUUCGCAACGUCGAAUCAUAUGUCAAGCGACAGAAAUUCAUCCUGAAGCUUGCGAAGGCUCUACUCAGCUUUGGGGCCCCUUCCCACCGGAUCGAAUCGCAGCUUCACUCUGCCUCCGGGAUUCUCAAGGUCAACGCGGCGUUUGUGCACUUCCCCAACUUGAUCAUCGUCUCUUUCCUUGACUCAGACACGAGAACAUCGGAAACUCAUUUCGUCAGAGCCGGCGGACGCGUUGCCCUCACUGCUUUGCACAAGGUACAUCUCAUCUAUCGAGAUGUCCUGCACGACGACAUCAGUGCAAGCGAAGGCACCGAGCAGCUGAAGAAGAUUUUACAAGCGCGGCCGCUCUACAACAUCUACGUGCGCUGCGUGUUUGCUUUCAUAUGUUCAUCCAUCAUCUGCACCUUGUCGUUUGGCGGCUCCGUGGUGGACAUGUUCAUUAGCGGUGCCAGCGCGUCUCUUCUGCAGUAUCUCGGCCUGAAUGCUGCGUCGAAGAGCUCGAUCUAUGCAAAUGUCUACGAAAUUUCGGUGUCUAUCAUCGUUUCAUUCCUUGCUCGCGUUUUAGGUACUCUUCCUGGCAACAUAUUCUGCUACAGUGCCAUCUCGUCGGCCGGAGUGGUGCUCAUCCUACCUGGUUUCACUAUCUUGAUAAGUGCACUGGAGUUGACCUCCAAAAAUAUCAUGUGUGGCUCCGUCAGAAUGGUCUAUGCUAUCAUCUAUACACUCUUCUUGGGCUUUGGCUUGACCAUCGGCUCGGACUUCUAUCUCGUUAUCGACCGCGAUGCACGACGCAAUCUUGCGGUUUCCAGUAUGUUGGGCUCCGAGACGUAUCACGGCCAUAUCAUCGCGAACAACGACUCUCUGUCGCUAGCGUCUUUGGGUGGCACAUUCUCCUUCACAGAUGUUGCCGAAGCUGCGACCCAUGUUGUCAAAGGCUGUUAUCGCGAUCCGUCUUGGCCGUGGUAUAGGCAGGCCUUCCCGUGGUGGACUAUGCUCUUCCUCGUUCCGUUCUACUCCAUUUGUUCCUCUCUGGCGAACUUGCAGACCAUCAGAAGUGUUCAACUUCCUGUAAUGGUGCUGUUCUCCUGCGCUGCGUACGCCGCGAACAAAGGCGCCAGCUACCUCAUCUCGGGCCGAGGUGAUAUCGUCUCUGCGUUCGGUGCUCUCGUCAUCGGCCUCUGCGGCAAUCUCUACUCUCGAGUGGUCGGUGGUACUGCAUUCACCUCAAUGGUUACAGGAGUGCUAUUCCUUGUUCCGUCUGCUAUCGGAAAUGGAGGCGGCCUUAUACAAAAUUACGACAGUUCUUCCGCACAAUAUUCCAACAGUUUUGACCUCGGGAUCCGAAUGAUCGAGGUCGCUAUCGGAGUGACGAUUGGCCUGUUCGUCGCCCAGAUCAUGGUCUACACUUUGGGACGCCGAAAGAAUGCUGCUCACUUUGCUUUCUGA
Molecule: messenger RNA, 2040 nt
Organism: Sparassis crispa
Lineage: Eukaryota; Fungi; Basidiomycota; Agaricomycetes; Polyporales; Sparassidaceae
Product: Pheromone-regulated membrane protein
Exons: 7
Coding region: 1-2040 (679 amino acids)
Biological process (GO): transmembrane transport
Molecular function (GO): transmembrane transporter activity
Source: RefSeq, a predicted model, not a curated record